This is a messenger RNA of Drosophila albomicans, 1088 nucleotides long. Its product is annotated as elongation of very long chain fatty acids protein 4-like. Gene Ontology annotation, molecular function: fatty acid elongase activity. Gene Ontology annotation, cellular component: endoplasmic reticulum membrane. Gene Ontology annotation, biological process: sphingolipid biosynthetic process; fatty acid elongation, monounsaturated fatty acid; very long-chain fatty acid biosynthetic process. Lineage: Eukaryota; Metazoa; Arthropoda; Insecta; Diptera; Drosophilidae. The coding region runs from base 267 to 1088 and encodes 273 amino acids. The transcript is spliced from 4 exons. The record is from RefSeq and is a predicted model, not a curated record.
AGCACAAGGACAUUUCAAUCAGCAGCCUCAUUCCAUCAACGGCAUCAUCAACACAAUUUUGUAGCGACUUUCUUCUAGCAGCGAUGGUGGCUGGCGACUUCUUCAUGCUCCACUCGCUCUGGGGGUCAACCACGCUGCUGUGCAAGGUUGCAAGUUCGCAAUUAACGAUGGCACGCAUCAAUGGCCAGGUCAACGACAUAACAUGUGGCGUCGUAUAUAAAGCUGACUUGCGCUUUGCCCACCAGCUUAGUUAACAGCUAACAACGAUGGCCAAUGACAGCUUAAAGAUUGGCUUGCUGCAUCAAUAUCCCUUCGCCGAGCUGGCGGAUGAACGCACACAAUCCUGGCCUCUGGUCUCAUCGCCAUGGCAAGCCGCUGGCAUACUCAGCAUGUAUCUGCUGCUCGUGCACUUGACACCCAAAUGGAUGGCCAGUCAGAAACCGUUGCAGCUGCGUUUGCCAUUGUUCGUCUACAAUUUGCUGAUGGCUCUGCUAAAUGCCCACAUCUGCCUGGAGCUCUUUACAGCAUCUCGUGCCCUCAACUAUAGCGCCAAGUGUCAGCCAUGUCGAGUUAGCUAUGAUCCACAUGAGCUGCGCAUUGCCUCGGCAUUUUGGUGGUUCUACAUUUCGAAAAUUCUCGAAUUUGCCGACACUGGAUUUUUCAUACUACGCAAGAAGUGGUCGCAAUUGACGUUUCUCCAUCUGUAUCAUCACAGCACAAUGUUCCUCAUCUGCUGGAUUGUUGUUAAGUGGAUUCCCACCGGGUCGACCUUUGUGCCAGCUCUGAUGAACUCGUUUGUGCACAUCAUAAUGUACGGAUAUUACUCGCUGAGCGCGUUAGGGCCUCGUCUACACCCGUAUCUAUGGUGGAAGCGCUAUUUGACCCGACUACAGUUGCUGCAGUUUACCUUGGGCCUGGCGUGGGGAGUGCAAGCGAUUGCUAGUGGCUGCCAGUAUCAGCCAUGGCUUAGUUAUACGGGAGUGGCAUAUAUGCUAUCGUUUCUCUUUCUCUUUGGUCGUUUUUAUGCACAAAAAUACACACAAAACAGCGAUAAGUGCAUUAAAAAAUAUGUUGCAAAGAACUUUUAA